UGAGUCGCUGAAAAUAAUCAUCCUUUCGGAAAAAUACCAAAUUUCGAAUUGGCUACCCAACAUGGGCGAACCAGCAGAGGAGCCCCAAUAUCCCAGCCUCGUGAAUGGCGUGGAACCGACACAUACCUAUAUACCAAAUAAGGGUUACCUUUCAACAAACCCAGACAAUGAGGAAGCAGGCGGAAUCGGGCUCCAGGACGAUGGAAGCUCGCAUCUAUUAGACAAUGGCGAAGACGAAGAGGAUGAAGAUUAUGAUGAUAUCUUUGACGAGGAGGAUAUGGAUGCUGGAGAAUUCGUCUCAUCAAACCCGGCGGAUUUCACAAAAUCUUACAACCGCCAACGAAAAAUUAACGAAACCGCCAAUGACCCAGAUGUUCCGAAAUCUCAACUCCCCAAGACGAACCCGCAACGACCUACCGCCAACCUGUCUGCAUCUGUAGAUGAUCAAAUAUCUUCCCUUUCACGACAUGCAGCAAAAAUUAAGCUGAAUGACCGUCAGGCUGGUCUGUCAAGCAAGGACGGCCGGGUCGGCGACAAGAGCGACCGCGCUACGUCUGAGCAGGUGCUUGACCCGCGCACUCGGAUGAUCUUGCUGCAGAUGAUCAAUCGCAACAUUGUCUCCGAGAUCAAUGGCUGUUUGUCUACUGGAAAGGAGGCCAACGUCUAUCACGCGGUGUACGAGCCCGAAGACACCGACGAGGCUGCGGAUGAGCCACCCGCUCCCCAGCACCGAGCGAUCAAGGUUUACAAGACAAGAAUAUUGGUAUUCAAGGACCGGGACAAGUAUGUGACAGGAGAGUUUCGUUUCAGAUCCGGUUAUAACAAGAGCAAUAAUCGGGCCAUGGUCAAGGUGUGGGCUGAGAAGGAAAUGCGGAACCUGAAGCGUAUUUACGCUGCUGGCAUUCCCUGCCCCGAACCAAUUCACCUUCGUCUUCAUGUUCUAGUCAUGGGUUUCCUCGGUGACAAGAAGGGUUGGCCUGCUCCUCGUCUCCGAGAUGUCGUGUUUGAUGGUCCGGACGCAGAAGACCGCUGGCAAGCCCUCUACCUGCAGCUGUUAGGCUAUAUGCGGAUCAUGUACCAGAGUUGUCACCUCGUGCACGCAGAUUUGAGUGAGUACAACUUGUUGUACCACAAGAACAAGCUUUGGAUGAUCGAUGUCAGCCAAAGUGUGGAGCACGACCACCCGCGAAGUCUGGAAUUUCUUCGAAUGGAUAUCAAAAAUGUCAGCGACUUCUUCAAGCGCAAGGGCGUUGAUACUCUUCCCGAAAAGACCAUUUUCGGUUUCGUCACUGCCAUCGAGGGCUCUCUCGAAGUGGCUGGCAUGGAGGCAACUUUGGAGACAUUGUACGCCGACCGUGGGGAGGCCGAUGAGGCCGAAGAGGAGGUUGAGAAUGAGGUUUUCCGACAACAAUAUAUUCCGCAGACCUUGGAGCAAGUGUACGACAUUGAACGUGAUGCCGAAAAGGUCGGCAAGGGUGGAGCAAAUGAUCUCGUCUAUCGUGACUUGCUCGCUGACAAAAUCGCCCAAGACCACGGCGAAGAAGAAGAACGUGAUGAUGAUGAAGUCUCUAGCCAGAUUUCAUCCGAGGGCGUUGACGACGAAGGAGAGAAAUCAUUUGAAGACCAGCAGCGGCCAAGGGGCAAGCGCUUCGAAGACAAGGAAACGAAGAAGGAACAUAAGAAACAAGUGAAGGAGGAGAAGCGAGAGCAACGCAAAAAUAAGAUGCCGAAGCAUCUUAAAAAGAAGCUGAUCAACGGCUCAACCAGACACAAGAAAUGAAGGAGAUAUUAGAAAUGAUCUUACGGUGUCUUAAAAUACCCACAUAGAAAUAUAUAUUCCUUCCAAGAGCAUGUACAGGUAUGCAAAAGAUAUCCAAGAAGAUUCUUACCUAUCGGAAUGAAGAAAACCAAAAUGUCCUCAUAUAAGCUAAGGAUGGUUUCCCUUGCGCGAAGCCUCCUAGCUGAAAUAAAGAGAAAAUGAAAGGGGAUCAUGACGGGUUGGAAAGCCCAGUGUUGAUCAAAGAGAGCCCUGACACGAGCUGCCUAUGAUACUGAUUUCUUUCGUAAGAUGUCUUGACGCAACUUGCUGACCGUGUGCUGAUUAGAGUCGUGUUUGAGCCUUACGUAAGGCCAGCUC
Molecule: messenger RNA, 2137 nt
Organism: Xylona heveae TC161
Lineage: Eukaryota; Fungi; Ascomycota; Xylonomycetes; Xylonales; Xylonaceae
Product: Serine/threonine-protein kinase Rio1
Exons: 2
Coding region: 62-1780 (572 amino acids)
Biological process (GO): maturation of SSU-rRNA
Cellular component (GO): cytosol; preribosome, small subunit precursor
Molecular function (GO): ATP binding; protein serine/threonine kinase activity
Source: RefSeq, a predicted model, not a curated record